Molecule: messenger RNA, 1422 nt
Organism: Alternaria alternata
Lineage: Eukaryota; Fungi; Ascomycota; Dothideomycetes; Pleosporales; Pleosporaceae
Product: MFS general substrate transporter
Exons: 4
Coding region: 1-1422 (473 amino acids)
Biological process (GO): transmembrane transport
Cellular component (GO): membrane
Molecular function (GO): transmembrane transporter activity
Source: RefSeq, a predicted model, not a curated record
AUGGCGUUCCAGAACGGCACCUCAUCGACCUGUCUCGAGCAGCCCAUUGAACUCCAAGACGUCUCAAAUUACAUCUCUAAACCUCAAAAUGCCCAAAUCGCCACUUCGAGUAACACGGGCGGCUUGCGACUUUCAGAUACCAAAGGCGCCCAAGAAAGCGACCCGAUAGAAAAUUUACCGUCCCCAACGACCCAAUCAGCAGCCAAGUUGGAGCAAUGGAACCACCCUCGAUCGAAUUUCUUCAAGACCUCGGCGGCGUUCUGGAGUUUCGUCGUUAUGGGGAGCAAUGAUGCAGCGUAUGGAGCUUUGAUACCUUAUUUGCAAGAGUACUAUAGCCUCACUUUCGUCGUCAUAUCGCUAGUGUUUUUAUCUCCACUUGUCGGCUACACGGCUUCCGCAUUGUUGAACAACACCAUUCAUCUCAAGUUUGGCCAGAGAGGUGUUGCGGUCAUAGCACCGACGUGUCAUCUAAUCGCGUAUGUGGUUAUCGCGGUGCAUCCUCCAUACCCGGUGCUCGUCGUCAUUUUCAUGCUGGCUGGCUUUGGUAAUGGUCUUGCUGAUGCUGCAUGGAAUGCCUGGAUGGGUAACAUGGCGAAUCCGAACGAAGUGCUGGGUUUCCUACACGCCUUUUACGGUGUAGGUGCAGUGCUUUCUCCCUUGAUAGCAACAACCAUGAUCACAAAAGGGAGCAGACUGCCCUGGUACACGUUCUACUAUGUCAUGAUUGCCAUGGCAGUCAUCGAAUUAGCGACCUCGACAGCAGCUUUCUGGCGCGAGACCGGUGACAAAUUCCGUGCAGCCAACCCAAGAACCAGUGGUACGAAAGACAAUCGGAUGAAGGAGGCACUCCUCCGUCUCCCGCAUGCACGCGUCACAUGGCUCUGUGCACUCUUCUUACUCGGAUACGUGGGUAUUGAAGUUGCGCUUGGUGGCUGGAUAGUCAAAUUCAUGCUCGAAGUGCGUGAUGGUGAGGACUUUGCGAGUGGAAUGGUAGCGACUGGGUUCUGGAUGGGGAUUACUGUGGGAAGGAUUGUGCUGGGCUUUGUGACGCCAAGGAUAGGGGAAAAGUUGGCUAUUACCAUCUACCUACCCAUCACAAUGGCCCUCGAACUUAUCUUCUGGCUCGUCCCCCAAUUCUACGUCUCGGCCGUUGCAGUAAGCUUCCAAGGGUUCUUCCUCGGUCCAUUAUUCCCUGCUGUCGUUGUCGCCGCUACGAAGCUUCUACCACGCCAUCUACAUGUGGGUGCGAUUGGUUUUGCGGCAGCUUUUGGUGGGAGUGGAGCUGCCAUCUUCCCCUUUGCGGUUGGAGCUAUCGCGCAGGCGCAUGGUGUACAGGUUCUGCAGCCGAUUAUUCUGGCGCUAUUGGGCGUAAUUUUGGUGUUGUGGCUCGGGUUGCCAAGGAUACAUAAGAAGGAGGAGUAA